AUGGCCCACAAGAGUACCGCUUCCAAGGGUCCUGCCUCGUCCGCCGGAGCGACGGGCGGCAAGGCGCCGCAGAAGACGGCCAAGAAGGCCAUCAAGAGCACCGACGGAGGUGAGAAGAAGAAGCGCAAGAGGACUCGCAAGGAGACCUACUCCUCGUACAUCUACAAGGUCCUCAAGCAGGUCCACCCCGACACGGGCAUCUCGAACAAGGCGAUGCUCAUCCUCAACUCGUUCGUCAACGACAUCUUUGAGCGCAUCGCCACCGAGGCGUCGAAGCUCGCCCAGUACAACAAGAAGGCGACCAUCUCGUCGCGCGAGAUCCAGACGGCCGUCCGCCUCAUCCUCCCCGGAGAGCUCUCGAAGCACGCCAUCUCGGAGGGCACCAAAGCCGUCACGAAGUUCUCGAGCAACAAGUGA
Messenger RNA from Rhodotorula toruloides NP11, 417 nucleotides. RefSeq names its product histone H2B. The transcript has 4 exons. Gene Ontology annotation, molecular function: protein heterodimerization activity; DNA binding; structural constituent of chromatin. The record is from RefSeq and is a predicted model, not a curated record. Gene Ontology annotation, cellular component: nucleosome. Bases 1 to 417 code for a protein of 138 amino acids. Lineage: Eukaryota; Fungi; Basidiomycota; Microbotryomycetes; Sporidiobolales; Sporidiobolaceae. Gene Ontology annotation, biological process: nucleosome assembly.